CUUUCUGUUGACCUAUCCGGGACUUGUGGUUCUUUCGUGUUCCCAUCUCCUAACCAAACGAGCUCCCCCAAAUCAUUCUCAUCGGAUGCGACAAAAUACUACUGACCGAAGGCCAACGCAAUCAAAAACAUCAAGUUAAAGCGUAGAGCGUGGAAGAUGAGGAGAGGACAUCCAGGCAAUGACGAGCAAGUGAAAAACAAAAGAAAAAAAAAUGAUGGGAAACGGGAACCUGACGAGCCAGAUGUGCCUACAACCUCAAAGAAAACAAAAUGUAUGCUACUUCCCAAUGACUAAAGAUCCACGAACUGCGAAGGAGUGAAUUUGUGACCCGUAUGUGAAUAAAUCGAGUGAUUCGAGCAUGUCUGUGGAACAGGAAUAUCAGCUUGUAGAGAUCGCAAAUCACGGCGACUUAAACGAACAUUUGAGACAACAACUCUACCGAAAUUCUGGAUUAAAGUCAUUUCGGAAUAUCUCGACAUCGCUUGGAGCGCGCUGAAAACUGUGCUACAAUUUCCAACAUCGCUAGCUUGAUGCUAGCUUCUCUCACUCUCCCAUCUCGUCUGAACGAAACAAACUCAGCCUUCCCACUGAUUCAGCGGUGUCUUGCAGACGUCACUAUUAAAGAGCUUCAUCCUCAGAAGCACGAUCAACUCCACGUUAAACAGGAGGAGUUGGAGAUGCCGUACAUCAAACAGGAGACGGAGCCAGAGACCCCCAGCAUUAAAGAAGAAAAACAGGAAGAUGCAAUCCCCAAGUUUCCAAUGACUGUCAGUGUAAAGAGUGAAGAAGAUGAAGGUCCAAUCGAAGAGAGCAGAGCAGAGGAACCUUCGAGCGACGGCUCAUUUCAACACCCGACAACGAAAAGAGAGGGACGAUUGCAACCUGACGGUUUGUUAGCGCCGCUCUCGGACAGUGACGACGUAACGUCACACACGUCAGACUUUAACACUGAUGAAGAGGAUAAAGACUUUGACCGAAAUGCUUCAAAAUACCUAACCGAGUCAUCAUUGAAAAGAGACACAAAAGCGAUUGGGAAACCUUUUACCUGCUCACUUUGUGAUAAAACAUGUUCUCGGAAAUCUGACUUAGAAAGACACAUGCGAACGCACACUGGGGAGAAGCCUUUUGGCUGCACAGUUUGUGAUAAACGAUUCGCUGGGAAGGGAAAUUUAAAAAAACACAUAAUGACACACACUGGAGAGAAACCUUUUGUCUGCACAUAUUGUGGUAAACUGUUUUCUGAUAAGGGAAAUUUAAGCAGACACAGAAUCACACACACUGGAGAGAAGCCUUUUUCCUGCCCUCUUUGUGAUAAAAGAUACUUCACGAAAGCAGAUUUAAACGAUCACACAAGAACACACAAUGAAGAGAAGCCUUUUGCCUGCUCUCUUUGCGAUAAAAGAUUUUUUCGUAAGAAACUGUUAACAGCACACACGCGUACACACAGCGGGGAAAAGCCAUUUCUCUGCACAUUAUGUGGUAAAAGAUUCGCCCAGAAGGCACAAUUAAUAUGUCACACAAGGACACACACUGGGGAAAAGCCUUUCACCUGCUCAUUUUGCGGUAGAAGAUUUUGUGCAAAGGUUCAGUUAACAAGACACAUGAGUGUACACACUGGAGAAAAGCCUUUUCUCUGCACAAGUUGUGGUAAAAGAUUCCUCGAGAAAAGACAAUUACGCAAUCACGCAAGAACACACACCGGGGAGAAGCCUUUUCGCUGCAAAUUUUGUGGUAAACAAUUCGCUGUGAAGGGAUAUUUAACCAAACACACAAUCACACACACUGAAGAAAAGCAAUUUCCCUGCUCAGUUUGCCAUAAAAGAUUCUCUCGUAAAAUACUACUUAACUAUCACACGCAUACACACACUGGAGAGAAGCCUUUUGUCUGCACAGCUUGUGGUAAACAAUUCACUCAUAGGGCAAGUUUAAACAAACACAUAAAGAUUCACACUGGAGAGAAGCCUGUAGCUUGUUUACAUUAAAAAAUGGGGUGUCUUCAUUGUAUUUAUUCAGAUAUAGCAUUGGAGGGUUACAUAUUUCCCUUUUUCCCCAAAAAUAUAAUUCUUUAUCAACUCAUUUGCUCCCCAAAAAACAUAUACAUACGUUCUAUUUUUGUUUCAGUGUCACAAAAUACGUCUUUUAUGCUUUUUUUUUCCCCACAAGAGAUAUCUCUAGGUUCUGAUGCAACUUCGCUUCAAAGCACAAUGGUCAAAAUACAUUUUAAAGCACUAAACCUGGCCACUGGAGGGUAGUAGCGCAUUUUGUAAGAAGUCAUAUGUCAGGAAACGGAAGUAGGAAGAAGCGAGAAGAGUGAGAAAAAUGUAGAGAACAACCUAGCUGGAAACACGCACGGCCAAACCAGUCCCCCCCAGUAACACAACAUGCCCCACACAAGCUCCCCAGGUGACCUCUGCCAUGAGGCAUGUCAAUGGAAAUUAAAUACGCCGAGUUUUGGCGUAUUUAAUUUCCAUUGACAUGCGGAUAUAUCCUCUCUCACUGCUGUCUUCACAGGCAAUCCCACAAAUUAAAGUCAUCAAAGUCAAACAAGAAGAAGUAAUAAAAGUAGCACUUUAGAUAAUUAAGUCCCAUCUUGCCAUCUUGUGGCGAAAAGUUAAUAUGUCAAUAAUAACAAGCAAUAGGAACAUUAUUUCAACAUCAACUGAGGACACAUUUAUGAAUACAAAACAUUUCCUCCACCAUUUCUCUCAACACCCCCACUUGUUCUCAUGUUGAUGCCUUUUUAACAAUCAAAUGAAAUUUUACAUUUCAAAUUCCAAAAAUAACACUGUCAAACUUCUUCAAUUUAAACUUUGUUACAGGUUUUGUCAUGAUAUCAGCCAUCAUGUCAUCCGUUGGACAAUACGUCAAUGUUACUCUUCCCUGAUUCACAGUUGAUCUAAUAAAAUUGUAUUUUAUGUCUA
Molecule: messenger RNA, 2921 nt
Organism: Corythoichthys intestinalis (scribbled pipefish)
Lineage: Eukaryota; Metazoa; Chordata; Actinopteri; Syngnathiformes; Syngnathidae
Product: gastrula zinc finger protein XlCGF57.1-like
Exons: 4
Coding region: 531-1982 (483 amino acids)
Biological process (GO): regulation of transcription by RNA polymerase II
Cellular component (GO): nucleus
Molecular function (GO): DNA-binding transcription factor activity, RNA polymerase II-specific; RNA polymerase II cis-regulatory region sequence-specific DNA binding
Source: RefSeq, a predicted model, not a curated record